Molecule: messenger RNA, 496 nt
Organism: Colletotrichum destructivum
Lineage: Eukaryota; Fungi; Ascomycota; Sordariomycetes; Glomerellales; Glomerellaceae
Exons: 1
Coding region: 1-495 (164 amino acids)
Source: RefSeq, a predicted model, not a curated record
AUGAAACUUGACGCAAGAGUGCUGUCUUUGCAACUCUCAAAGCUCCACGGGACCUUGUUCUCUGAGCAUUGGAGGCUGACCUUGAAUGCCCACGACGCCGGGGUUGAUGUGACAAUGACCAUUCGAUUAGUCGAGGCAUACCUGCUGAGGGCCUUCAGCAUGCCUCUUCCUGAGAAAAUUGAUUUCCACUUCUCCUCAGCUAAUGGUGGCGCGAAGGGAUGGGAAUUGGACAUUGGGAAGUUGCUUAGCCUUCUCGAAAAGGCAACCGCUGCUAUUCCCCUAAGCAAAGCCGACGAUAACGCGAUCAGCCAAAGUGGCAUCAAUGAGCUCUUGGACGACGAGGAAACUUGGGAGGAUUUCUCAGACGAUGAACCUCUGGAGGACAUCCUAGACGGUGAACAUGCGGGGGAUCUCUUAAUGAGAUUUGAGGAGAAGCAUACAUUGGAUGAUUCCGUGGUUGAUUCGAGUUCAAGAUGCCUUUCAGCUAUAGACUAAA